GCCUGCCCGGGCGCCGCCGGCGGCGCGGCCAUGAAGCUGAAGCUGAAGAACGUGUUUCUCGCUUACUUCCUGGUGUCGAUCGCCGGCCUCCUCUACGCGCUGGUGCAGCUCGGUCAGCCAUGUGACUGCCUCCCUCCCCUGCGGGCCGCUGCAGAGCAGCUUCGGCAGAAGGAUCUGAAGAUUUCCCGGCUGCAAGCCGAUCUUCGACGCCCACCUCCUGCCCCUGCCCAGCCCCCUGAACCCGAGGCCCUGCCGACCAUCUAUGUUGUCACCCCCACGUACGCAAGGCUGGUGCAGAAGGCGGAGCUGGUACGCCUGUCCCAGACACUGAGCCUGGUACCCCGGCUGCAUUGGCUGCUGGUGGAGGACGCUGAGGGCCCCACCCCGCUGGUCUCAGGGCUGCUGGCUGCCUCCGGCCUCCUCUUCACACACCUGACAGUCCUCACCCCCAAGGCCCAGCGGCUUCGGGAGGGUGAGCCAGGCUGGGUUCGGCCCCGUGGUGUAGAGCAGCGGAACAAGGCCCUGGACUGGCUGCGGGGUGGCGGAGGUGCUGUAGGUGGGGAGAAGAACCCGCCCCCACCAGGGACCCGAGGAGUCGUGUACUUUGCUGACGAUGACAAUACCUACAGCCGGGAGCUCUUCGAGGAGAUGCGCUGGACCCAUGGUGUCUCAGUGUGGCCCGUGGGGCUGGUGGGUGGCCUGCGAUUUGAGGGCCCACGGGUACAGGAUGGCCGGGUUGUGGGCUUCCACACGGCGUGGGAGCCCAACAGGCCCUUCCCCAUGGAUAUGGCGGGAUUCGCUGUCGCCCUCCCCUUGCUGUUGGCUAAGCCCAAUGCCCAGUUUGAUGGUACUGCUCCCCGGGGCCACCUGGAGAGUAGUCUCCUGAGCCACCUUGUGGAUCCCAAGGACCUGGAGCCACGGGCUGCCAACUGCACUCGGGUGCUGGUGUGGCACACGCGGACGGAGAAGCCCAAGAUGAAGCAGGAGGAGCAGCUGCAGCGCCAGAGCCGGGGCUCAGACCCAGCCAUCGAGGUGUGA
Orycteropus afer afer is the source of this 1038-nucleotide messenger RNA. It is a transcript of the gene B3GAT3, whose product is annotated as beta-1,3-glucuronyltransferase 3. Gene Ontology annotation, cellular component: Golgi membrane. The record is from RefSeq and is a predicted model, not a curated record. Gene Ontology annotation, biological process: chondroitin sulfate proteoglycan biosynthetic process; carbohydrate metabolic process. Gene Ontology annotation, molecular function: galactosylgalactosylxylosylprotein 3-beta-glucuronosyltransferase activity. Lineage: Eukaryota; Metazoa; Chordata; Mammalia; Tubulidentata; Orycteropodidae.